Rhagoletis pomonella (apple maggot) is the source of this 825-nucleotide messenger RNA. Its product is annotated as protein ALP1-like. Lineage: Eukaryota; Metazoa; Arthropoda; Insecta; Diptera; Tephritidae. The record is from RefSeq and is a predicted model, not a curated record. The transcript has 6 exons. Bases 1 to 825 code for a protein of 274 amino acids.
AUGUGGUCGGAUGUCCUUUUUUUAGAACGUGAAAUAAACGGUUUCUUUGUUACCACAUUUAAAACGCUAAAAUAUGCAACUCCGCAGAAGUUCCGCACCGCGACUCGAAUGCGACCGGUGGUGUUUGAUGUAUUGUUCAAUUUGCUUAAAGAGCAAUUACAAAAACAUUCUAUACGACCCUCCAUUCCAGCGGAGUGUAGAUUGUUCUUAACGCUCAUAUAUCUAGCUCAUGGACCAAGAAGACAGUACUUGUCAUUGUCCUUUAAAAUGUCUGUUGAGACGGUUAGAAGAAUAGUUUUAGAAACGAGCGAAAUCAUUUGGAGCGUAAUCAUUUGGAAUACCCUUUCCCCGUUUAAUGUAUCCCUUCCAAACGUCACAGAAUGGGAAAUGAUAGCGGCAGAUUUUAAGUAUAUGUGGGAUCUUCCCAACUGUGUUGGAGCCAUAGAUCAGAUUCAUAUACCCAUCACAUGUCCGGCACAUUCCGGCUCAAAUUUCUACAACUGUAAAGGAGUAUACAGCAUUGUUCUGCUUGGCGCUUGCGAUGCCAACUAUGUAUUUACCGCCGUAGAUGUUGGUGCUUAUGGAAGUCAAAGCGACGGUGGAGUUUUGAGCCAUUCUUACUUUGGCCAAAGAAUGUACCGCAACCUCCUUGGUCUACCUUCAUACAAAAUAUUGCGAAACAGCGAUAUUGAAUUACCGCAUUAUUUUGUAGGAGACGCGACUUUCUCUUUAAAUCCUUGCUUAAUGAAGCCGUUUCCAGGAGUUCUUUUAGAAGAGCCCAGAGAAUAUUUCAACAAACGCCUAUCAAGGAAAGAAUAUGCAUAG